AGAGUUUUCGUUUAAAAUUUGUAACUUUAUCUAAUUAACUAAAUACAUAACGAUCUAUGGCGUUAUUCAUAUACGGGUGCAGUUGGUAACCGUUUGUCCCUAUCCGUCAUUUUGACAAUUCUGUUUGUUAGAAAGAGACAAAAUUUAACAGAGGUUUGUAGGAGGUUACUAAGUUUUAUGAAUAAGAGGCCUAGUAUUUCAUCAAUUUACACUUUUAGAUUUACUUAGCUCUACGUAAGUGAGAUGAGACGAAUGGAAAUCAAUCUUAUGCAAUAUGCAUAUUCUUCAUAGCAUCUUUGUUCUGCUGCACUGACCAUUGCUCCAGUUGCGCGUGCGCACACCAUUUCUAUUUUCAUAAAAAUAAUACAUUAACAAUCACCGUCCCAUGAUGUAAACAAAUGAGGGUGUUAUUAAUUGAAUACUCGACAAAUUUAUCGCGAACGAUUAUUGAGAGAUGAAUAGACUCGUUAUCGAUAAGAUUAUUGUUCUCGAUUAAAAAUAAACGCCAAACAAAAGUAAAAAUCGCGCACCCGAGCGCGCAGCGACGCCGGCUCACUCUACGCAGUCCUACCGGCGCGGCCUAACGUGUGCUGAGUUACUUUCACGCUUGCAUACAAAAAGCCGCGGGAAACUUCGAGAAAUCUUGCAGUUUUCAAUGCGAUAACGAUAGUUAUGAUGUGUUCAAAAAACGGUUAAGAAAAUUUUGAACUUGGAACGUUUGGUAAAAUUACGUAUAGAGUGCGCGUGAGUUUUUCUCGGGCGUCUCGCUUCCUGCUACCCUUCUUUCCUCUUCAGACAUAACUUUUGAGUUCCUUUACCUUUUACCGACUCCCAACGUUUACAAUAUUUGCGUCAGUGCAGUGAAAAUAAGUGUCAAUAACCGAGUGAAUAGUAAAGCGGUUCUACAGUUGAGGAGUGUUGCUGGUAUACUAUGGGUAUAAUCUGGAGGUCCAUAAUGCCAUUGUUGAGCACGCUGGCGGCCUUGGUGAUCAUCGUGCACUCCGCGGAGGAGGAGAUGAACCGAGGGUACAGGAGGGACCUGCGCCCUAGAGCCGUGGAAACGGCCAGUUAUGAACAGCCUUGGAAGGCGAUAGACCACCCGCCACCCCAACCACCAGAACCAGUGCACCAGCCAACCCGUGCUGAAGGCUGGAUCGAGUCUCUCGAGUUUUUAAGGUCGGUAGAAGAGGUGCCGCCACGGCGGAGACCUGUCCGGAAACGGAAACGCCGACCCCUACCUUAUCCAGACACGGAACCACUUGAAAGACACCAAGAAAGCAUACAAGCCGCGCAUACAGAGUUCCACGACCAAACAAUUGACGCCCCCAGGAGAAGACGCAAAAGACCAGAACACAUCAGCUACCACUUCACAGAACAACCAGCACUAGCCGACGAUAGACCGCUACGAAGACGGGGCUUAAGAAAGAAACGACCUGAUUACGAUGAACAAUUAGAUGACCCCAGUCAAGCUGAUUUUGACCCAGUCGUAACCAAACUCGAACAUCAUCAAACAUUUCCUAAAUAUAAGCAAUUCGAUUACGACUAUUUAGACACCGAACAUAAUACGGAGAUCCCAGAAGUAAACGUAAGAUUAGAAACGGAUGUGACUGAUCAACCUUACAAUGUAAGAAAUGAAUAUAACAAUAAACAUGAAACAUCUUAUAAUAGACUAAAUGGUUUUCAAGAACAAAAUAAACAAACUGCUGGAGCAUCAGAAUCUGAAUCCAUAUCAUCACUCGAAGAAAAUUUUGAUAUAAAUACAAAAAUAACAGAAGAAACUGCAAUGAAAGAACCAAAAGCACAGAGUAUAGAAAAUGCUACAUCCAAUCCAGAAAAUAAUUCAAGCAUUAUGGAUGCGAUAAACAGAACAAAGGUUCAAAAAUUGAAGUUAGGUAUUAUAAUUAAUGGCACAGAACACAGUUAUCUUCCUUUGCUAAUACCGUCAGAGGAAAUUUAUGAUCAUUUUGAGGAUUUAUUUGUGACACAACCAAUCAAUGAUAAUACAAGUAUAUCAAAUAGUGUAUUUAAUACAGACUACACAAGCCAAUCAACUACUAAAAUGAGUUUACCAACACAGGCGCCUAAAGUUUCUGUGUCUAACGUUAUUUGGGACGAAAUGACAGAGAAAGUGGAAGAUUCUAGAUAUGGUGGUCAAUCACCACUGAACUUUACAGCAGAAGACAGUAUUUUGAAAAAUAUUACAGAUCAUACAAGUAAUGUAACAAAUUAUAUAAGCUUAUAUAAUACUGAUAAAAAAAUAAACUAUACGAUUUUGUCAAAACCGCUGCAAAAAUAUUUUAAUUCACACGAUAUUUCGGAAAAUGAUAUAGAGGAAGAUGAAGAUUUAAGUUACGGUGACCAAUUGGCAAAUGAAACUAUUGGAGGAGGCGGUCUUUUGAAGUCACAAUUUUGGUCCGGAAAAUCCAAUAUUAGCCAUCGCCCUAAAGAACCAAAAAUCUUUACUUUGCCAAUGCCGAUAGUAAAAGCUUUUCUUCCUUACUAUAUUCGGAACCAGAAUACAGAUCUGACAGAAAAUUAUUAUUCCACGGAAAAAGUUUUAACAAGUAAAGACUUCUCGAAUAGCAACACAGAAAGAUAUCAUAGACUAAAUAAUUUAGACUUGAACAGCCAAAAAACAAAUAACAUACAUUUAUCAAUACCGGCGGAAAAAUUUCUUCUUGCUUACGGUGUUUCUAAUAACGAUACUGAAAGGUUAAAAGAUUUCACUCACGUCGAAAAACCAACACAGAAAAGUAUUCCUGUUUAUAACUUCCCGGAAAUGAACACAGGAAAAUCUUAUAGUUCAAUUAAUUUGGGCCAUGAUGAUAAUAAAUUACACUACAUUCUUUUUCCAAUAUCGCCAACAAAGUAUAUAGCCAUUUAUUAUCGUUUGAAAGACAAAGGAGAAACAUCUAACGUCAACUUGAAUUUAGACGUUAGCGACACAGAACAAAUCAUUUCUUUGCCAAAAUUAGAAGAAGAAAAUGGAAUAAACACCCAUUCUGCUAUAAUGGGAGAUAUUGCAUAUAUACCGAAGGAAGAAUCCGUUGCAGACUAUGGUAAAGAAAUUGUAUUAGAUACAUCAAAGAGUGCAAAUCAGUUUCGCAAUAAAACAGGUAUCAUCAAAUAUAGCAGAAAACAUUUUAAUAACGGAUACUUUACAAAGAAAUGGAUUAAUACAAAUAAAUUGAUUGGUAAAGUAAAUGUUAUCAUGCCUGUUCUACCACUAGAAGAAAAUUUUGAAUUAGAACUCAUGCCAGAAGAAUUAGAGGAAAGUGGAGCGAUUGACCCGAUUAUGCUGAAACAGCUUUUAAAGAGAUCAAAUGGAUCUAGUUUGAGCGAAAUGUUGCAACGACACAAUUUGUCAUUGACAGACUUAUUGCAAGGCAGAAAUGAAGCAAUUUCAGCACUAAAUGCUGGCGGUACGUACGAGCCUCAACAGUCUACUGAUAUUUCAUUGGAAAGUAACUCCAAACUCAAUGAAGCAGAAACCAAAUAUCCUGCAAGAAGACAAACAUCGUCAAAAGAAAAAAAGGUACCGACGGAUUCAAAUUCAGUUGAAGAUACAGAGGGACCUAAAAGUAAUGGAAACACUGAAAAUGAUGAACCAGUUGCUAAUAAGGACACAACUAAAACAGAAAACCAAGAAUCAAAGCCAAGAAUAAGCACCAAACGACGUUUUCCUACUGGUAUCCGCAGAAAGCUAAGGAUGAGGCCAACAUUAAAUAGUACUCUUAAAGCUCAGUUAAGCAGAGAUUUAAUAGCCUUAAGUGCAAGAAAGUACUCUAAUAAUAACAAGAACGUAACUAAAUCUAGAGAAUGGAAAGAUAUAGUUCCUAUGAUGCCUGACCGAAGUAAAACUGAUAAUAAUGAAGACAGUAAAGACGAAGUUACUGAAACCGCACCAACAACUACAUAUGAUCCUGUUGAGACAACGACAUCUAGUUUGAAGGUUUCUAAUUCAUUCUACUCACUUUCUGGUGGAAAAAAUGUUAGCAACGUGAAGGAUAACGAAGUUGAAAAAGUCGCAACAACUACCACAGAGGCAACAACAACUAUCACUAUAGAAGUUAUGCCUGACGAAAUAAUGAGCGAAAUCGAAAAACCAAAGAUUACACCAAUCGUGAGGCCUAAUGCCACCAACUCUACACUCAGACGCCAAGCGUUUAACAACAGAUUAAAACGAAAACGUCUCAAACAAAAAAGUUCUACAACAGAAAAUCCUUCGGACGAUUUGAUGAGGAAUUUCCUUGGAAUGGCGAAUUUAGUAUCCGCUUCUCAAUUUAUAGAAAGGACUCAGAAACCAGAUACGACUGUCAAAAUGGAUAACACGGAGUUUGUUACGGAAUUAGAAGAUUUCCUGACAACAGAGACGCCGCCGGAAACUGUUGAUAUCGGAGUAAAAUCUACUUCGAGAUUUACGACUUCAACCACGCCUAGAAUUCUCGCACAGAAAAGUAGUACAAGCACUACCGAACAAACAGCGAAAUUUGAAAUUCAGGAAAUAUUAAGUGAUAAAAUGACCAAAGAAAGACUAGCAAAAAUACUACGAGAUCGAAACAUGACUCUAAACGAGUUAGUGAACCACAGAGAGCGAGGCUCAAGCCACGUGCAUCUAGCCGACAUAUUCCACAACGCCUCCAAAGAACCGAACCCUCCAGAACCAUUCCUAACAAAAUCUUCCAUAGAACCUAUAUCGAAGGAAACGUAUCCACUGCGUGCCAUCUUAGAAGCUAACACUUACGAAACAACAACUAGAACAUUACUGUCGCAGACAGAUCAAAAGAAUAUACUAAUUCCAGUGGUUAUGAACUUUGGGAACAAUGUCAAUGAAAAUGGAGAAAGCAUGGGUAUCAUAUCGUUAUUUAACAAAAUAGCUGAAAAUGAAGUAACGAUAGAUAAAACUGAAAUAAGAAAGGAUUCAGAAGGGACGCCGUAUCUAAGCUCGAUUAUAAGUGUAAAUGCUACGAACGCAAACGAUACCAAUAGGGAAAGCAGAUCGAUGGGAGACAGUGAAGAUUGGAACGAACUACUGUCGUUUAUGAAGGCGCACAACAUUAGUACAUUUGAGGAGGACUUGCAGACCCUGAAUAAAGGAAACACGGAAAAGGAAUCCCUAGAAAACUUAGAGGGAGACGGUUUGAUGAUCUUAGAAGACCUUCAGAACCUCGAAAACUUCCAAAGUGACACAGCAAUCGGUUCGGGCGAAAAUGUAGAAAUAAGCAUACAGGAGAAAAGAGAGAAUUUAUCAAAAAAUGCAGGUAUUCUUAAUAAGUUACCCAACAAUACAAAGUCAGUGGCUAUUGCUACAGCUAGCAUACUCGGUCUAGCUGCAAUACUCUUCUUAUUAACUUAUAUAGCGUUUAAGUGGAAACAGCAAAGAAAUAAGAUGAGAAAGAAGAAAAGCUUUUGCGAUGGACCGAUUCCUUCGCCAGUUUUCGAGAACAGAAAAAGUAAUAAAAAUAAUUGCAGCAGCCGAAGUAUUAGUCCAAUGAUUUCAAAUACUAAUAUUUAUAUGAGCACUUUAGAGACUAAUAGCGGGAAGGAAUCGCCUGAUUAUAUGUGGAACUCUCUGAGAAAACCAUUCCAGUAAAGUUUUCUAAUAAGCAUAGACUGAAAUUGUAAGUUAUGUUUUAUAAUGAAUAAUGAACCAUAAUCUUACAGACGAUGCUUAAAAUAGUUUUAAAUUAAAUAGUGAGUGACCUGAUAUUAUUAGUAAGGGCUUUUGUAUAUUUCUUCGAAUUAAUUAAGAUUGAUUUUUAGAUUAGAUUUGCACGUGCAUUUUUAUUUUUUAAGAAUUCAAGCUGUACAUGAGAUGCACAAAUUGAUAAGUGUUUGUGGUAUCAUAUCAUCAUUAUCUUACUAAAAUGCUAGUACUAUAUUAGACUGAGGGCGGCUACAUACAUUCAAAUUCAUUUAAACAAUACCAUAUCUACCGAAAAUUACGAUAGCAAUUCUUACGAUUCGGAAUUCUAUAUGACGAAAAAGACAGUACUUAGAUACACGUUGUUUUUUUAACUCCGCUAACUACGGGGUAUGGCUAAGU
Messenger RNA from Cydia pomonella (codling moth), 6046 nucleotides. RefSeq lists its product as uncharacterized. Bases 932 to 5593 code for a protein of 1553 amino acids. The transcript is spliced from 6 exons. NCBI's taxonomy places the organism in Eukaryota, Metazoa, Arthropoda, Insecta, Lepidoptera, Tortricidae. The record is from RefSeq and is a predicted model, not a curated record.